Fulvia fulva is the source of this 924-nucleotide messenger RNA. RefSeq lists its product as uncharacterized. NCBI's taxonomy places the organism in Eukaryota, Fungi, Ascomycota, Dothideomycetes, Mycosphaerellales, Mycosphaerellaceae. Gene Ontology annotation, cellular component: plasma membrane. The record is from RefSeq and is a predicted model, not a curated record. The coding region runs from base 1 to 924 and encodes 307 amino acids. The transcript has 5 exons. Gene Ontology annotation, molecular function: acetate transmembrane transporter activity.
AUGUCGGACACAUACAACGCGACGCAGAACAAUGCCAACCUGACUGCCCCAGGUGCUCAGGGCAACGGCCCUCUCGAGAAGGACUACGGCAAUGGAUAUCACCUCGAUAACAACAUGGACGCAGACACCGCAUUGAGGAAGAUCCAGACUUCUGGCUCGAUCUCCAUCAGCCCAGAGCUCUUCGAGAAGAUCUACCUGUCUCCACAGAACAAGGUCGCCGGUGAUCUCAGGAAGACGUUCGGUAACCCAACGCCACUGUGCCUUGUCGGUUUCUUGCUGUGCCUCUCUCCUCUCUCCUGUGACUUGAUGGGAUGGAGAGGCGCUGGAGGCAACGGUGCUGCUAGCACUGGCGUCUUCUUCUUCUUCGGUGGUCUCCUCAUGAUCUUGGGUGCGGUCGGCGAGUUCAUCCUCGGAAACACCUUCCCAUUCGUUGUCUUCGCCUCCUUCGGUGCUUUCUGGCUCUCGUUCGCCGCAACCCUCCAGCCAUUCUACAACGCAUACGGCGCAUACGUGACCGAGCCAGGCGCGCCAGUUGCUUCAGGUCUUGAGACCCGUGGCUUCAACGCAUCCUUCGCCUUCUUCCUGGUCUUCAUGGGAGUGCUCUGCUUCCUCUACAUGAUCCUCGCCCUCCGCACGAACUUGAUCUUCUUCUUGAUCUUCUUGCUCCUCGUCCCAUCGUUCAGUCUCCUCGCCGCCGCAUUCUGGUCUCUCGCCGACGACCCAGUGGCCCGCGCUUCCGAGGCACAGACAUACGUUAUCACUGCGGGUGCUCUGACCUUCGUCAUCGACAUGCUCGGCUGGUACAUCUUCUUCGCCAUUCUGUUGGCAUCGCUCGACUUCCCAUUCCAGCUUCCAGUCGUUGACCUUUCGAGGUUCGUCAAGGGUGCGUCGUAUAAGAAGAAGAGAGAGGAGUACUCUGCUUAG